Salvelinus sp. IW2-2015 is the source of this 2840-nucleotide messenger RNA. Lineage: Eukaryota; Metazoa; Chordata; Actinopteri; Salmoniformes; Salmonidae. The record is from RefSeq and is a predicted model, not a curated record.
GUGAGAGAGAAGCUCAUUAUUUGGCAACCGGAGUGGCAGCGGGCAGGGCUGAAGAGGGGAUCCCCGGGAUCGUUUUUUUUUUUUUUUUUUUCUUUCUUCAUCGAAUUACAGGAGUAAAUAGUCUGUCAAAACAAGUGAAAAGCGUUACAGCGACACCUCUUCUCCGCAGUGAUGUCGGAGGAGGCGGUGCGUCAGACGCGCAGCCGGAAGCGGGCCCUGGAGAGGGAUGUGGUUGCCCCUGGCAGCCCUGGAUGGGAGCUGGACAGUAAGAAGGUAAAGCUGGAGAACUGUGACCUGCUACCUGCAGCAGAUGGACCUAUAGCUCUAGUGGCUGUGGGUGGAGGAGGAGAUGUGGUGAAGACUGAGCAGACAGCCAAGGUGGCCAGCAUGAGCAUCCUGAAGACCGGUGAGGUUAAGGCUACCAUCAAAGUGGAGGUGCAGACUGGGGACAGGCCUGUAGAUAUGAGCACAUCCAAGAGUGACGUAAAGAAAGAGAGGCAGCCCCUGUCACCAAACAAUGAUGUCAUAGUGUUGUCAGACAACGAGCCGUCCAUCCCCGUCAUGAACGGCCUGAACUACUACAAAAAGACAGACACUGACCUGCUCAGGAAGAGCAGCCCAGAUGAGAGGGAGCGCAUCAUCAAACAGUUGAAGGAGGAGCUGAGACUACAGGAGGCCAAGCUGGUGCUGCUGAAGAAACUACGACACAGCCAGAUCCAGAAGGAGAGCACUGUACAGAAGCCAACCUCUGGCUCUGUGGCCACUCCUCCACCUCUGGUCAGAAGCAGCAUCGCAUCAGGCAAAGGACCACUACAGGUGUCGUCAGGCCGUAGCUCAGGCAUAGUGAUCCCUCCUCCAUUAGUCCGGGGUGGGCAGCAUGUCCCGUCCAAACAGAACUCCCAGACUGUCAUGCCACCCCUCGUCAGAGGGGCACAGCCCAUUGCGGUGUCUCCCCAGCAGAUCGCGUCCUUGCGGCAGCAGCAGCACUCUGGGUCGGGCCCCCCUCCCCUGCUGCUGGCCCCCAGGGCCUCGGUCCCCAAUGUCCAGGUGCAGGGCCAGAGGGUCAUCCAGCAGGGCCUUAUCAGGGUGGCAAAUGUCCCCAACACCAACGUCCUGGUCAACAUACCACAGGGCUCUCAGAAGGGCUCAUCUGUGACGUCUCAGGCCGGGAUGGGCAGUGGCGUGUCCACGGUCCAGGCCAACGAGUCCCCGGCUGCUCGCCAGGCGGCCGCCAAGCUAGCGUUGCGUAAGCAGCUGGAGAAGACACUGCUGGAGAUCCCUCCUCCCAAACCUCCCGCCCCCGAGCGCAACUUCCUGCCGUCAGCAGCCAACAACGAGUUCAUCUACCUGAUGGGCCUGGAGGAGGUGGUGCAGAACCUGCUGGACACACUGGGACGGGGCAAGAAACAGGGUCAGUCAGUGGCCCCGGUGACCCCCAUCCCUAUGGAGCCGCACACCUGCGCCCAGUGCAAGACGGAUUUCACGUCGCGCUGGCGCUCGGAGAAGAGCGGCCCUGUCCUGUGCGACCAGUGCAUGUCGUCCAACCUGAAGAAGGCCCUGAAGGCGCAGCACACCAACCGUCUGAAGGCGGCCUUCGUCAAGGCCCUGCAGCAGGAGCAGGAGAUAGAGCAGCGGAUCCUCCAGCAGGCUGCCUCCCCCGUCUCCAAAAUGCCCUCUUCUUCCUCAAGGAUGAAGAGUGAGCAGCAGCAGCAUGUGCUGGUGUCUCAACAGUACAAGCAGGCGAGAGCCCAGCUCCAGCUCCAGCAGCAUAGAGGCACGCCUAUGGCCCGCCACCACUCCUCCAUCAAGCAGAGCUCUGGUCAGAUGUCCCGUAGUGUGCAGCAGGUGGUGGGGUCUCGCGGUGUCACUCACUCGUUCUCCACGUCCUCUCAGCAGCUGCAGAACGCUGUGACCGCAGCCUCGCUGGUCAGCAGGCCAGGUAAGCAUGCCAUGCGCCCGGCGCAGGGGACAAAGGGCAGCAGCAGCAGUAACCCCUCGGCCAACCCCAACGCCUGGAGGAAGCAGACCACCGGGAACUCAGGUGUGACCAUGGCCUAUGUGAAUCCCAGCCUGUCUGUCCACAAGACCACCACCUCAGCCAACCUGGAGCGCCAGAGAGAGUACCUUCUGGACAUGAUUCCCUCCCGCUCCAUCUCCCAGACAGCCAACACAUGGAAAUAACACCACCACUUAUUAUCAAUCUGAAUAAUAGUCAUUCUCAUGAUUAACCUAAUAAUGGAAUCCUCUUGGGAAAACAACACCAGAUGAUCUACUCUGGAGUUAUGAAAUAAAAACAAUACCCACCAUCUUUCUCUGAUGUCCGGAGUCUUCAGUUCCAUUGUGGAGUACUGGUGUUACUGGGUGGGUACAGGGCUCUGAGAUACGCUACAUACCAUGGGUCAAAGGGGUUGCAUGGACUUCAUCUCUCUCAAACAGUUUUGGUGCCCCUCUGCCCUGUCCUCCAUGGUCAGUUCUGAUCUUCACACAUUUGCACUAAGAGGGGUGGAUGUCCCAGGCCAGUAGUAUCUUUGGCUCUGCAGGUGACAGGACAGUUAACACCCCCCACCCCCCUCCCUUCUACCUAGAAGAGCCAGGACCAGGUCUCUCUGGCCUCUCUGACUGACUGAGACUAGAGGACCAUCCAUGGAAUAUGAAAAUGGCUUCAGCUUUGCAAAAACAAAAUAAUAAAAAAGACUUGGGGGAAAAAUCUAAACAUCUAUACAUACAGAAUGCUUCUCUUUGAUCCGACAGUGGUGCAGAACUGAGAAGAAGCCUACAGUGUGUCUGGUUAUUUUGUAUGGUUGAAUGUUAGAUUCAUUUUUCUUUUUUUUUUCUGUAAA